CGCGGUGUCUCUUUGUUGGCUUAGCAGCGGCGACGUUUUGUUGUUAUUUUCACUGCAGCUGAAAAACAGGCACGGGAUAAAAAAUUUGGGUUUUUUUCCGUAUGGUUCCGCAACCAACAUUUCUCACACUGUAGACCCUUUUUAGGUGUGAUUGUCACAAGUUGAUAACACCCCCCCCCCUAGGAAUGGACUCAGACGAGGGUUAUAACUAUGAAUACGACGACGAAGAAGAGGAAUGUAGCGAGGACAGCGCCGAAGAGGAGCCCGAGGACGACACCCUGGAGCUCGGGGAGGUGGAGUUGGUCGAUCCCGUGGUGGCCGGUGGGGAGCGAGACGAGUGCGGCGAAACUGGCGGCGGUGGCCACGGCCCCGGCGAGGAAGAGGAGGAGGACUACCGCUUCGAGGUUUUGACCGCCGAGCAGAUCCUCCAGCAUAUGGUGGAGUGUAUCAGGGAGGUCAACGAGGUCAUCCAGAAUCCUGCAACAAUAACGCGUAUCCUUCUCAGUCACUUCAACUGGGAUAAGGAAAAACUAAUGGAAAGGUAUUUUGAUGGCAAUCUUGACAAGCUUUUCUCCGAGUGUCAUGUCAUUAACCCCAGUAAGAAGCCUCGCAUCCGUCCUCCAAUCAACACUAGAUCGUCGGCACAGGACAUGCCAUGUCAGAUCUGCUAUCUGAACUUCCCGAACUCCUAUUUUACAGGCCUGGAGUGUGGACACAAGUUCUGCAUGCAGUGCUGGGGAGAUUACCUGACCACCAAAAUCAUUGAAGAAGGAAUGGGACAGACCAUUUCUUGUCCUGCUCAUAGUUGUGACAUUUUGGUCGAUGACAACACAGUCAUGCGCCUCAUAACAGAUUCAAAAGUAAAGUUGAAGUACCAGCAUUUAAUAACGAAUAGUUUUGUAGAGUGCAAUCGACUGUUAAAGUGGUGCCCGGCACCAGACUGCCAUCAUGUUGUCAAAGUCCAGUAUCCAGAUGCCAAGCCAGUGCGGUGCAAGUGUGGACGUCAGUUCUGCUUCAACUGUGGAGAGAAUUGGCAUGAUCCUGUCAAGUGUAAGUGGCUGAGGAAAUGGAUUAAGAAAUGUGAUGAUGACAGUGAAACUUCAAACUGGAUUGCAGCAAAUACAAAGGAGUGUCCUAAAUGCCAUGUGACCAUUGAAAAAGAUGGAGGCUGCAAUCACAUGGUUUGUCGGAACCAGAACUGCAAAGCCGAGUUCUGCUGGGUCUGCCUGGGUCCAUGGGAACCCCACGGCUCAGCUUGGUACAACUGCAAUCGCUACAAUGAAGAUGAUGCCAAGGCAGCCAGAGAUGCUCAAGAGCAGCGCUCCAGGGCAGCCUUGCAGAGGUACCUAUUCUACUGCAACCGCUACAUGAACCACAUGCAGAGUCUGCGCUUUGAGCACAAGCUCUACGCUCAGGUCAAGCAGAAGAUGGAGGAGAUGCAGCAGCACAACAUGUCCUGGAUCGAGGUGCAGUUUCUGAAGAAGGCUGUGGAUGUGCUGUGCCAGUGUCGCUCCACACUCAUGUUCACUUACGUCUUUGCCUUCUACCUCAAGAAGAACAACCAGUCCAUUAUUUUUGAGAACAACCAGGCAGACCUGGAAAAUGCCACGGAGGUGCUCUCUGGCUACUUAGAGCGGGACAUCUCCCAGGAUUCCUUGCAGGACAUCAAGCAGAAAGUACAAGACAAGUACAGAUACUGUGAGAGCAGGCGAAGAGUGCUGCUACAGCACGUGCAUGAAGGCUAUGAGAAGGACCUGUGGGAGUACAUUGAGGAUUGAGGACACGUCCCAAUGCAAAGGACUCUUGAGUAUCUUGACAAACUAGAGCGCUGAUGCAAUUUAACAGGGCAGCACGGGCCUUCUGCCGCCUCUCUGGCAAACAAACCACUUUUGCAUCAUUUUUUCCUGGAUUUGUUUAACAAAAUCUUCAAAGUAAAUUAUAUUUAAAUAAAAGGUAGAGUAAUAAAAGAGUGUACUACAGUAUUGUUAGCAACAGAGUGGAGUCUCGAGAAAGCAGAAUUCCAUCUUAAACAAAUACAAACCUUUUGGCUUGUAUUGUAACACCUCCCCUGAACCUGACCUGAUAUUAAUUUUUUUCCUUUCUUUUUUUUUUUUGCUUGUGAAUCUUUCCGUUUUGAUUUUGACUUUUGUUUUCCCUUGAGUGUGAACAUGUUUUAUUUUUUUUUUCAACACAGCUUUAAUUGUCCUGGCCAUGUCUGCAAUAUAUGGUGAGAUCCUUGUCUGGUGUGGCAAAAUGUUGAUAGGCUGAUUGCAAAGAGGCAAAGACAUUUCAGGAAGGGAGAAGAAAAAAAAAAAAAUCAAAAGAACAAAAUAGUAAGUCUGUAUUUUUCAAUUUGUAAAUAGUCCAUAUGCAUGGAAGUUAAAGAGCAAGAGUGGCACGUGUUUGCAUAAUUUUUACAUAUUUAUUCUUUACCAUAUUGAAAAAGGUGUACUUUUGCCAAUUAGGUUGGGUCUGUUUACCCCCUCCAUAGUAUGUGGGAGCUUGGAGGUCUUUGGCAAUAAGGCAUUCGACCUGUCGUCCUCAGUCUCGUCAGAGCAGUGCACAAGUUACAUCCCAUCUGUAACUCUACAUGGGGACCGAUAGAAUUUCUCUUAGUUGCCAAAUGAUCAGAUAAAGGAAGACGUGCAAGGACGAUAUAGAAAAGUGAGAGCAGAAUAACUUUUACAGUUCAAAGGUAAGGUAGAAUACUCCAGCCCUGAGUCCCUCUAUUCUAACCCUGUUGCCGUACCCCCUUUGUCGUUUUUAGAGGUGUUUAACAUUUAAGACCUUGUAAUUAUUUGCAAGAGCCAAACUGAGUGACAUUCACUCUUUUUUUUCUUCUUCUUUUCUCUCUUUCCCGAUGUGGCUUGAGGUUGCCCUCUUAAAGCUCAGCUUGCACCUUGUUGGGGAAUGAAGGGGGGUAAUAGAAUGUAAUGCCUGCACUGCUCUGUAGUGCUGCUAAAUGAGCUGGAUCACUGUCAAACAGGUUCAGGCAUUUGCAUCACCCUUGCAGUGGGAACUUUGAAGGGUGUGGGGCUGACAUUUGCCAUGCCUCUGAAGAAAUCUCUUACUUUGCAGUGAGACCGACCAUUGCUUUAAACCAAGCUUCACAGAUAGACUUGCGUGAUCUUUAGGCAGAUGAGGAAUAAAGGGCAAACUUCUUAAGGUUGUAGGACUGUUUUAUAACAUUAUGCUUUUGCAUUAAAGACUGUAUUUUUCGCACAUGGGUUGAGUAUCUGACAUUGAAAUGUCAGUGCCCCUCCAGGUUUGCAUUGUUCUAUGUGGUGGUUGCUCUGGGUGUCAAGUUCUCUGCUUGUAAAUGCUCGUUCAUGUCUCUGCAAUAUGGUGGUCUUCACAAGAUUGACUGAAGGAGACAUGAAUAUAAAGGCACUGAUGCAAGUUAGAAGAUGACACCAAAGUGUCGGCUUUCAUUAAAACACAUCCUUUAACCCAGUUUCAGAUCUUUGGGGUAUUCUCUCCCAAAAUGCUUCUUAUGUGUUCAAACUUAUUAUUUUAUCCUAGCAAAUUAUAAACUGUAUUGUUUAUUUGAAUAAAUGUCAUGAGAAAUCUCUUUUUUGGGAGUUUUGUGUGAGUCAUUAGUGUAGAUUUGGUCUCAGUCAUGUUAAUUACCCCAACAUCUCUGAUGUAUUUGAAAUGUACUGUACUACAGACUGGCAGAGCUGUGUCUUCCGGAAGUGAAUGGAUUUAAUUUGGUACAUUUCAUUGAAUUAUUUGAUUUUCGCCAAAAAAAAAAAAAAAAAAAAAAGGUUUUAUGCACAACGUUUACUCACAGAUUGUAUGAUAAAGAUCGAGUGUUUGUUUGUAUGAUGUCACUUCUGAAUUAAUUUUGUCUCCAAAGUCACAAAGCGAUGAUGACAUAAAUUGAAUGGAUGGUAACAAAACAUGAGCUUUUUUCCCCUCUCCGCUCCCUUGCAGGUAACACACCAGCCAUAGCUGUGUGAUCAUCAAGCUAAUAUGGUCUCCAGGGAUCAAUCUGUUUUCAUCCUGUCUGCUAGUAGUUCAUUUACAUUUUGACAUAACGUUUGAAGUAACCGAAGCAGCUACCAACAUAACAUCGAGACAUCCAAAAACUUUUAAUACUUUUCUACAUAUCUUUUCUUUAUGCUAUCAGAUCUGUUUGAUUUCCUGUUAGUGUAAAAAUGUGGGGAAAAUUAGUUGUCUGUUUUGGAGAAAAUAUUAAAGUAAAAAAUGUUGCAAACAUCA
Molecule: messenger RNA, 4224 nt
Organism: Labrus bergylta (ballan wrasse)
Lineage: Eukaryota; Metazoa; Chordata; Actinopteri; Labriformes; Labridae
Gene: arih1
Product: ariadne ubiquitin-conjugating enzyme E2 binding protein homolog 1 (Drosophila)
Biological process (GO): ubiquitin-dependent protein catabolic process; positive regulation of proteasomal ubiquitin-dependent protein catabolic process; protein polyubiquitination
Cellular component (GO): nucleus; ubiquitin ligase complex; cytoplasm
Molecular function (GO): ubiquitin protein ligase activity; ubiquitin conjugating enzyme binding; zinc ion binding
Source: RefSeq, a predicted model, not a curated record